Molecule: messenger RNA, 990 nt
Organism: Theileria annulata
Lineage: Eukaryota; Apicomplexa; Aconoidasida; Piroplasmida; Theileriidae
Exons: 6
Coding region: 1-990 (329 amino acids)
Biological process (GO): peptidyl-hypusine biosynthetic process
Molecular function (GO): deoxyhypusine monooxygenase activity
Source: RefSeq, a predicted model, not a curated record
AUGAGUCUUCAAUCAUUGAUAGAUGAGUUUAUUAAGUUGGACGAGUUUUCAUCACCUUCAAAGGACCUUAUAACGUCAAUUCUUCUUAACCCUGAGGUCCCACUUUCACUUCAGCUUAGAGCACUUUACUACUGCAGGGAUCUUCCCGAGGAAGAUUGUUCCAAAAUUCUAAUUUCAGCUCUCGAUGUUCAUUUUGACACUUUUAUGAGACAUGAGAUCGCAUACGUUAUUGGCCAAUCUGGCUGUUUUAGUGCCUCUAAGAAACUCGCUGAACUUGUAGAAGAUGUGACUGAGGAUCCCAUGGUCCGACAUGAAGCUAUUGAGGCUCUAGCUGCACUAAAAUCCAAAGAUCAUAUUCAUCUCAUAAAGAAGUAUUGUGAUGAUGAGAACAGAGCAGUUAGGGAUACUUGUAACUUGGCAUUACAUACGUUGAUAAAUGCUGAGGACUCGAACACUGAGGGUUGUACCUCAUUUCCAAUUUCCUCUUCACCUUACAGAGCUAUUGAUCCAGUGCGAACAGACUCAGUGGAUGAGUCCGACCUGAAUUCACUAUCCGAAAUUCUAUUCAAUCAGUCAUUACCACUAUAUAAGAGAUAUGAGGCGUUGUAUAAAAUUAGAGGAAUUUCAGGAGAUGAAGCGGCUAAGAUAAUAGGAGAAGCUCUGGUUAAAGAUAAGGUUUCGGAAGUAUUUAGGCAUGAGUGUGCGUUUGUGCUUGGACAAAUGCAAUCAGUAGCUCCAGUUAAGUCACUGAUCGAGUGUUUAAGGAACAGAAAUGAGGAGCCUAUGGCAAGGCAUGAAGCUGCUCUUGCACUGGGCUCAUGCGCCUCACUUUAUUGCCAAGAACAAACGGAGGGGUUUGAAGAUUGGGAAAAGUUGAUUGUUGAGGUUUUGGAGGAGUUUCUUCAGGACGAAGUUAAGGUCGUCUCUGACAGCUGUUUAGUUGCCAUGGAUUAUAUAAAUGAAAGUAAACACGAGCUAACUGCACACUAA